UAGGCAUGUAUAAAGCACAGCAGCCGCACCUCAGUCAAAACACUGUCUCUGACAGCAGCUCUCAGGUCAGUUAAGUCAGCCAGAACCCAGUCCCUGACAGCAGCUCUCAGAUCAGAUAAGUCAGCCAGAACCCAGUCCCUGACAGCAGCUCUCAGAUCAGAUAAGUCAGCCAGAACCCGGUCCCUGACAGAAGCUCUCAGACCAGAUCAGGUGGAACCCUGUCCGUCCCUGACAGCAGCUCUCAUAUCAGAUCAGGUGGAACCCUGUCCGUCCCAGACAACAAUUCUCAGAUCCGUCAUGCUGGGUCCUGCCAGCAGACUCCAGCUGCUCGCGCUCCUCGCGCUCCUGCUGCUGCUGAGCACGCGCAGCUCAGCUGUUCACAACGCCGCCACAGAGUCCGGACACUAUGGGCAGGUCCAGGACACCCAGGACGAGCCGGCGGAGGAAGACUCGAACCGGGCGAGGCACGGCGGGAGGCAGCUCGGGGACGCUGUGCGGAACGGCCCAGAGCAGAGCCAGGUGGGCUGCAGGGAGCUGAGGUCCACCAAGUACAUUUCCGAUGGCCAGUGCACCAGCGUCAACCCUAUCAAGGAGCUGGUGUGUGCUGGGGAGUGUCUGCCGUCCCACCUGCUGCCAAACUGGAUUGGGGGCGGGGCUUACACUGGGAGGCACUGGAGCCGCCGCGACUCCCAGGAGUGGCGCUGCGUCAUUGACCGGACCAGGAGCCAGCGGAUCCGGCUGCAGUGCCAGGAUGGCAGCUCCAGGACCUACAAGAUCACGGUGGUGACCUCCUGCAAGUGCAAGCGCUACUCCAGACAGCAGAAUGACUCAGGACACAAGGACACAUCUGUCCACAGUGGGAAAGAGAGGAAACAUCAGAGGAAGGCUGCACUGCCAGAGGACACGGCCGCAAGGCAGUCUGACAACUAACAAAUAUUUAAGAGCUAGGCCAGAUAGAGGUCAAAGUCAAUAGUGUGUAGUGUAUCUCUAAAACGUAGAUUAUUGUGACAUAGAAAAAAGAUUUAGUUCAGUUUAAUAGAAAGAAAUACAGAUGGGGGGAGGGGGAUUAUGGUACUGGCCAAACACAGCAGUGAGCAAGUGUUAGUGAGUCUUCAUCUGGCACUAAAGGUGAUGUAGUCAGGGCAGCUAGUUCAUGUAAAAAAUAAUCCAAAACAAUAACCAAUUACAUAGUUAAAGGCUCAACAGAUGUUGGAUGGAAGACAUGUAAAACAUAAUGUUGCCAUAAUUAAUAAAAGUUCCAAAUGUGAAGUUAGACUUACUGUAUAUAGCAGUCUGUAGUGUGAAUGUAAUGUACAAUAUGUGCAGGGUAAAGUUUUAUGGGUUUUUAAGAGUGAAUAGUAUGUAAUUUAUUUUUGUACCAGAACAAUUGAAGUUCUUUUUUUUAUAUUAAUGUUGUUGAAAUAAAUAGUAAUAAUAAACGAAAAAGGAAAUUGUUGACAGGGCUGUGUUUGUGACAUAAUGCUGCAGGCGGAGAGGAACUCCCUGACAACAGAGGCAUUAGUCUGAGAUGAAACAGAGGCCAGACUUUGUUUUAUUGUGAAGGGGAUCCCUUCCCCUCGGGGCGCCUGGGGCUUGUUCCAGCUGCAUGUUAACACGUGUUAUUGUUCCGUCGAUGUUUUUUUCUCUCUGAAAGCUGUGGGCUGAGGGACGCAGUGAAUAGAAUCACCUGCUCUGGAUGACAACAGGAUGUUUAACUUGUCUUACCUGCAGAGGGAAAAAGAAUUGCCUGUGGGCAGAGACGGAGGUAAAGUGUAGCAAUGUUAAUUAGCAGCUGGGGAAACAGCAGGAUGUGUGUUGUUCGUUGCCAGAAAAUAAUUGCU
This is a messenger RNA of Etheostoma spectabile (orangethroat darter), 1841 nucleotides long. Its product is annotated as sclerostin domain-containing protein 1. Bases 298 to 930 code for a protein of 210 amino acids. Gene Ontology annotation, molecular function: BMP binding. Gene Ontology annotation, biological process: negative regulation of BMP signaling pathway; negative regulation of Wnt signaling pathway. The record is from RefSeq and is a predicted model, not a curated record. The transcript is spliced from 2 exons. NCBI's taxonomy places the organism in Eukaryota, Metazoa, Chordata, Actinopteri, Perciformes, Percidae.